AUGGAAAGAAAAAAUGCCCUCAAUGUUCGGAAGAUUUCAUUCAGACAAGGUGUUCCAGUUGACUUCACAGCUGCAAAGCUAAAAUCUGGAGCCGGGGAAAACGUGAUUUCAAUUUUAAGUACUCUUGCUGAUGCGGCUCUGGUUCAAAUUGGGUUCCAGUGGCAAAAAAUGAUUCCUCCAAAAGAAGAAGACGAAGAUACAGCGGUUGAUGAGCAGGACGAUGACGAUGAUGACGUGGCAGAAGAGCCGACAACUUUUCUUGAUGAUGACGAUGAUGAUAAUGUCAUCGAAAUUGAUUUAAAGGCGCAGGGAUUGGUUACAGAAUCGAAGAAUCCUCUCCAAAGUGUUCUUCAAAGCACCACAGAUUCGAUUUCCUGGAAACAAGAAGUGGAGAGAGUUGCUCCACAAUUAAAGAUUACAUUGAGACAAGAUGCAAAAGAUUGGCGUCUUCAUCUGGAACAAAUGAACUCAAUGCACAAAACAGUUGAACAAAAAAUUGGAAAUGUUGGACCCUUUUUGGAUAGUAUGUCAAAAGACAUUGGAAAGACUUUGGAAAGAAUUUCAGUUAGAGAAAAGUCUCUGAAUACUCAGUUGUCUAGUAUGAUGAGCAAGUUCAAAAGAGCCACUGAUACAAGAGCAGAAUUGAGGGAAAAGUAUAAAGCAGCAUCGGUUGGCGUGAGUUCUCGAACUGAAACCCUUGAUCGGAUAAGUGAUGAUAUUGAACAAUUGAAACAGCAAAUCGAGGAACAAGGAGCAAAAUCCAGUGAUGGAGCUCCGUUGGUGAAGAUAAAGCAAGCAGUGAGCAAAUUGGAAGAAGCGUUGCAGACAAUGAAUGUGCAGAUAGGAGCAUUGGAACAAUCGAUUCUGAAUACUUAUCUCAGAGAUCACUUCAACUUCAGUGCAAAUCUUCUGAACAUUGUCUGA
Messenger RNA from Caenorhabditis briggsae, 924 nucleotides. It is a transcript of the gene Cbr-che-13, whose product is annotated as Protein CBR-CHE-13. The transcript is spliced from 6 exons. Gene Ontology annotation, biological process: non-motile cilium assembly; intraciliary transport. Gene Ontology annotation, cellular component: centrosome; intraciliary transport particle B; cilium. Bases 1 to 924 code for a protein of 307 amino acids. Lineage: Eukaryota; Metazoa; Nematoda; Chromadorea; Rhabditida; Rhabditidae. The record is from RefSeq and is a predicted model, not a curated record.